CACUCAUUAAAUUCAAUUAGAAUUCGGCACGCGAGCAGCCAUGUUGAUCAAAGUGAAGACGCUGACUGGAAAGGAGAUUGAGCUUGAUAUAGAACCGACGGAUAAGGUGGAAAGAAUCAAAGAGCGAGUAGAAGAGAAAGAAGGCAUCCCACCACCACAGCAGCGACUCAUAUUUGGAGGAAAACAAAUGAGUGAUGACAAAACUGCAGCUGACUACAAAAUCCAAGGAGGGUCAGUACUUCAUCUUGUGCUAGCACUUCGAGGAGGAGAACACAAAUGAGAAGAUAAUACUAAUAAUUGAAAUUGUGACUUGUGUAGUGAUUUUCAUU
Molecule: messenger RNA, 329 nt
Organism: Corticium candelabrum
Lineage: Eukaryota; Metazoa; Porifera; Homoscleromorpha; Homosclerophorida; Plakinidae
Product: NEDD8
Exons: 6
Coding region: 41-280 (79 amino acids)
Biological process (GO): modification-dependent protein catabolic process; protein neddylation; regulation of proteolysis
Cellular component (GO): nucleus; cytoplasm
Molecular function (GO): protein tag activity; ubiquitin protein ligase binding
Source: RefSeq, a predicted model, not a curated record